CAGUCGCAACUUGUGAAAGAUGGUUCGGUGUUUACUAUAGUGUUUUCCUUCAUCCGCUUCUGGGAAUCGGAGUGUUGUCACAUUGGUUCAUCGCUGUCAAGUAUUCGGUGUUAAUGUGAAACAGAAAUAUAGCCCCCUUUUUAAAUAUGCAAACAGACGUUUUUAAAACAAACAAGAACCAUAUAUUUUUUUAAUAUUUAAAAGCUGGUCAUGUUAAAUAUAUAUAAUAUUGGACAACGAUUCGUUUAAUAUGGCCAGUUCUGAAUUAAAUGAGAUCUGGAACGCGGACGAAGAGAGGAUGCCCCUAAAAUGCGAGUCCGGAAAUGAUUCUACUACGGAGAAACCACAACUGUCUAGCAAAGCUAGUGCGUUUUCAAUCGCCGCCAUCAUAGGAAGUUCCAAAACACAGACACCGGAAGAUAAUGUCAGCACGUGCACCGAAGAACCCAUUUUCUUACGAUCAGAUGAAUGUAUGGACUCUGUCUCGAACGAAAUUCCACAGAGUUCCCCAGGCAGUCCGGACAGACCAGUCAAAGUGGAAGUCUCCAAAGACGAGUUUCUUCCCAGCAGAAAGGAGCGCAAAGCGAAACACGCCGCCAGCUCCUCUGGAAGCAAAGACUUGGAACACAUCGAGUGCCGACUGGAAACGAAGGAAUUGUGGGAUAAAUUCCACGACCUGGGGACGGAGAUGAUCAUCACCAAGUCUGGCAGGCGGAUGUUCCCUACAUCACGUGUGUCGUUCACCGGUCUGGAGUCUGGUACCAAGUACCUCGUGCUUAUGGAUAUAGUUCCGGUUGACAACAAACGGUAUCGCUACGCCUACCACCGGUCGUCGUGGCUCGUGGCAGGGAAGGCCGACCCUCCCCUCCCCGCCCGUUUUUACGUCCACCCUGACAGUCCGUUCACAGGAGAACAGCUACAUAAACAGACCGUGUCGUUUGAGAAAGUUAAACUUACCAACAACAUGCUGGAUAAAACUGGACAUAUCAUUCUCAACUCUAUGCAUAAAUAUCAACCACGCAUCCAUAUCGUAAAGAAGAAAGACUCAUCGUCCAACCAACAGACGUUUGCCUCUCUGGACACUGAAGAGUUCCGAACUUUCAUAUUUCCGGAAACAGUAUUUAUUGCAGUGACUGCCUACCAAAACCAGCUGAUAACAAAACUGAAAAUCGACAGCAACCCAUUUGCCAAAGGUUUCAGAGAUUCCACGAGACUCACUGAAUUUGAGAGUCCUAUUUUCAGAGAAAGCAUGGAGAGUCUCCUUCACCAGCACACGUACGCCCGGUCUCCCAUCAGAUCCUACUCCGACGUCGACUGCGACGACCUCUUCCUCAGACACAGGGAGAUGCUGCUGGCCAAAGAUGAAAACUGCAAUGGUGAAAAACAGAGUAUUUAUCCGUCAUCUACGUGGUCAGUAUGGCGCCCGUUGUGUUCCACCAUGAUGGGUCCUGCAGCGUUCCCGCCGAGACCGCUGUAUACACUGUACGGAGGAUUCCUGGGAAUUAAUUCCGGGUUACCUUUCCCUGGAAUUGGAUUUCAGCCAAUGGGAAUCACUGGUGGAUACCCGUUGAGGGACAUGUCUGAAAAUGUCGGACUUAUGACGUCACCUGAACAGUUGAAUAAAAAUCAUUCCUAUCUUGGAUUAAACAGAUAUCAUCCAUAUUUGUCACGUGAUAAACUUAAAUCAUCCGAAUCGCCCGAUGUUGAUUAAACCAGAUUAAGAUGAUGAACAUUUUAUUAAAAUAUAUUUAUGUAUAUGUAUAUGUCUUUCAAUCAUGAACAUUGCUAGACUGUUGUUAUUUGGAAUCCCCGUAGUUGAUUACAAUAUAAUACAGAUGCAGUGUCGAUAGUUACUUGUGUAAAACACAAAAAUAUUAAAUGCUAUAACAUAAUAACAGCUAAUGAAAAUGUA
This is a messenger RNA of Gigantopelta aegis, 1912 nucleotides long. Its product is annotated as T-box transcription factor TBX20-like. Gene Ontology annotation, cellular component: nucleus. Gene Ontology annotation, molecular function: RNA polymerase II cis-regulatory region sequence-specific DNA binding; DNA-binding transcription factor activity, RNA polymerase II-specific. The record is from RefSeq and is a predicted model, not a curated record. Gene Ontology annotation, biological process: regulation of transcription by RNA polymerase II; positive regulation of DNA-templated transcription; cell fate specification. The coding region runs from base 251 to 1711 and encodes 486 amino acids. NCBI's taxonomy places the organism in Eukaryota, Metazoa, Mollusca, Gastropoda, Neomphalida, Peltospiridae. The transcript is spliced from 7 exons.